AUGACGCGAAAGGCUUCAUCGCCUAUGGCGCCCGCCUUUAUGGUGUCGGCGCCAGGCAAGGUCAUUGUUUACGGCGAGCACGCUGUCGUCCACGGCAAGGCAGCAUUGGCUGCGGCCAUUUCCCUCCGAUCCUACCUCCUCGUCACCACGCUCUCCAAAUCGCAUAGAACAGUCACCUUGAACUUCAGAGACAUUGGCUUGAACCACACCUGGAACAUUGACGAUCUGCCCUGGGCGAUUUUCCACCACCCCUCCAAGAAGAAGUUCUACUACGACCUGAUCAAUUCCCUCGACCCCGAGCUUGUCGCUGCCAUUCAACCGCAUGUGGACGCCGUGUCGCCGGACGCAUCGCCCGAGCAGCGCAAGAUCCAUCGCAACUCCGCAUCCUCCUUCCUAUACCUCUUCCUCUCCCUGGGUUCUCCGCAGAGUCCAGGGGCCAUCUACACCCUUCGAUCUACAAUUCCUACCGGUGCUGGUCUAGGAAGCAGUGCCAGUGUCAACGUCUGUGUGAGUGCUGCGCUGCUUCUUCAGAUCCGUACUCUGGCGGGCCCCCAUCCCGAUCAACCUCCGGAUGAGGCCGAGGUGCAGAUUGAGCGAAUUAAUCGCUGGGCGUUUGUUGGGGAGCUGUGUAUUCAUGGCAACCCUAGUGGUGUGGACAAUACGGUCGCUGCGGGCGGUAAGGCCGUUAUCUUCCGCAGGGGAGAUUAUUCCAAGCCACCCUCUGUCAAAUCGCUUCCCAGCUUCCCCGAACUCCCUCUCCUUCUCGUCGACACCCGACAAUCGCGUUCCACCGCUACAGAAGUGGCCAAGGUUGGCAAGCUGAGGGAAGACCACCCCGUGGUGACUGAGUCAAUUCUCAACGGCAUCGAUCAAGUCACUGUGUCUGCGGAAGAGCUUGUAGAAAGCCCCGACUUUGAUGGACUCUCUGAGAAGACCUUUGACCACCUAGGUGCCCUCUUUCGCAUCAACCAUGGCUUCCUGGUUUCGCUGGGCGUUUCUCACCCUCGCCUGGAGAGAAUCCGCGAAAUUGUUGACUUUGCCGAUAUCGGCUGGACGAAAUUGACUGGUGCUGGAGGCGGUGGUUGUGCGAUCACUCUACUUCGGCCGGAUGCUAAAGAGAGUGUGAUCAAGGACCUCGAAACCCAUUUCCAGGAAGAAGGGUUCGGCAAGUUUGAGACCACGCUGGGAGGAGACGGAGUUGGUGUUCUCUACCCUGCAGUGCUCCGUAACGGCAGCGACGAAGAGGGUGGUGAAGAGAUCGACCAGCAGAAAUUCGAGCUGGCAGACGGUACCGAAGGUAUCGAACAACUCGUUGGCGUCGGCGUCCAAGAGAGGCGCGAAGGCUGGAAGUUCUGGAAGCGUGCGACUCGAUGA
Messenger RNA from Aspergillus wentii DTO 134E9, 1374 nucleotides. RefSeq names its product mevalonate kinase (gene erg12). Lineage: Eukaryota; Fungi; Ascomycota; Eurotiomycetes; Eurotiales; Aspergillaceae. Gene Ontology annotation, biological process: isoprenoid biosynthetic process; ergosterol biosynthetic process. The record is from RefSeq and is a predicted model, not a curated record. Gene Ontology annotation, cellular component: cytoplasm. The coding region runs from base 1 to 1374 and encodes 457 amino acids. The transcript has a single exon. Gene Ontology annotation, molecular function: mevalonate kinase activity; ATP binding.